AUCCCUCAGACGAUGAAAAUAGCCGGGUGAAGAGGUCUAUGAUGUCCCACAGUCCUGUUCCAAAAUUUAAAACACUUAAAGUGGCGCUGAUGUGCCCACCAUCUCUCCAGAAGAAAUAUUCCCAGGGAAACUUACAGGCAAUUACUGGGGGCCUGGUAAACUACUUUAUGAUUCUUGCCAAUAUGGUUGCUGGCAUGUUUCAAGAUCCCUCAAUUGGUAAAAUGAAGAUUACUUAUGUCGUCACUAGAAUCCUUAUCAUCGAUCCUGUCCGGUAUGGUUUCAAGCAAAGUGACAGCAACAGCAUCAAACUAUCCAGGAUAGCUCGAAAGACGAGGGAAAACAACGCGAUACAGAAAGUUCCAUUUGAUGUCUUCAGUUAUAUUUCAGACAAAAUCUCCGGUGGAGCCCUCGCCAUUGCCAAUCAGAUUUGUGUAGUACCUACAGGGAAUGUGAAUCAGGAAAUCGGUUUGCCAACAUCAUUGCAUCUCGCCCACGAGACCGGACAUAACAUGUACCUCGAUCAUACCAGUGGCGACUGUGCUCUAAAAGCUUAUAUCAUGAAUGCUGCACUACCAGGAGGACCUCAUGCCACAGAGUGGUCAGAAUGCUCCAGGAACGUCAUUCAGCGUUUCUUGGCAGACGAAAAAAAGUCUAAAUGUUUAGAUGAUGGUCCCGUGGGUGAUCACCCCACAAUUCUUUCCAGUUUCCGGGGCAAACUUCCCGGGAAAAUCAUCAGUGGCGAUGAACAGUGCAUAAUGCAUUAUGGGGAAGGCUGGAAACAAUACAAUCCGUCCAAUUGUGUUUACUUAUCUUGUAUCAAGGAAGGCACGUUGUUGGGUAGAAAUACGAUUGUUGCAGAUGGAACGGAAUGCGGAUUCCAAAAGUGGUGCAUUAAGGGAAGAUGUGAACAGUCAGGCAUGGUAGAAAAUAUCGCCUGGUCUGAAUGGGGCCCUUACUCUCAGUGUACCCGAGAUUGUGACGGAGGUGUCCAGUACAGAGAGAGGCACUGCGUAAAUGCUAAGCCUCGUUAUGGAAAAAAUUGUAAAGGCGUCAGGAAAGAAUACAGGCUUUGUAAUCCGCAGGAUUGCCCAAGUGAGGAACAAAACUUCAGGAAUGUAUAUGGUCAGCAAGUGUGCAAAGGAAGGAACCCCAAUUACUUCCUUUACAACCUCGCAAGAGACGCAUGUGGCAUAUACUGUAGAGAAGGAAAUCUGGUAAGGAGAAUAGGAACCUUCAAAGACGGUAUCAGAUGUACCAACAAUAGAAAGGACCGCAGCGUCUGUGUUCAAGGAAAAUGUAGAUCGGUUGGUUGUGAUAACGAGUUAGAUGGAAAAACAGCAAUCGACCGUUGCGGUGUUUGCGGAGGAGACGGAGAUACCUGCAGUAAGAUCAAAGCAACCUUCAAAGACUCUCCAGCUGAAGCAGGCCCCGAGAAUGCGAUAGAGGUAGCAGAACUUCCAGUUGGAACUAGAAAUGCUGGUUUCGUGAUGGUUGCCAACACUUUAAAUUAUUUAGGUGUAAUUGACGCUCAAGGCAAAUUCAUAGUUGGGGGACAUCUAGGCGGAAAUCAAGAAAAACCUGCCGCUGGCACAGUGAUAAAGUAUACCCAUAGAAAUAGGCCGGCAGCAAGAGACGUAGUUACUAUAGUUGGCCCUACGAACGCUUCGCUGAGAGUAAUGUACAUAAAGAGAUCACCAAAAACUGGAGACAACCCUGGCGUGAUGUAUCAAUACCUCAUUCAAGGCUCGUCCUCAAGCUCUUCACUCGGCUACAAAUGGGUGGUUGGGGAAUGGUCUACUUGUUCAAGGACUUGCGCUGUCGGUACAAGAACACGUGAUGUUCGUUGUAUUAGGAUAGAUGACGAAAGUCCUGCCAGUAACUCUGCUUGCCCUGGAGAAAUGCCAGCAGUCGAAGACUGCAACACGCAGCCUUGUGCAGCAAAAUGGACUCAAGAAUGGACCUCUUGUUCGAAAACAUGUGGAAACGGACAUCAACAACGUCAACUAAAAUGCCUGCACGAAGUAGCCUUGGACGACUUCAGAGAAACUGAUUUAUGCUCAGAACCGAAACCCGUUAACGUUGGACCAGCUCUGCUGGCCUGCAAUAGAUACCCUUGUCCGGCUGCAUGGAAUGUUGGGCCCUGGUCUGCGUGCCCCACAAAGUGUGCAGUUGGAAUGAUUCGUCGUGAGGUUUCAUGCUCAAGAAUCGACGAAUCCGGAAACUUAACCAUCAUUGAUCCAGAGUUUUGCCGAUAUAUGAACAAACCUCUUUCUGAAAUGAAAUGUAACGAGAAUAAACCUUGUGGAUCGAGACCACCCACCUGCCCUCCCAUUGGACAUAACUGCUCGAAUGGAGGAAGCUGUCAACCGGAUCCAUCAGGUUACAAGUGCGUUUGUGACAAGGGAUUUACUGGCGUCGAGUGCGAAAUAAAAUUAAACCCAUGCGACAAGAAACCGUGUUUAAAUGGUGGUGAGUGCUCAGCGGGGAUCAUUCAUCAUUACAAUCACACCUGCAAGUGUCCCCCUCUCUUUACAGGAAGGAACUGCGAAACUAAAAUAACAGCUUGCAUGAGCAAUCCUUGUUUAAACGGAGCCACUUGUGACGAUAAAGGUCUCUCAGACGAAUAUACUUGUACGUGCCCUCAAGGCCUUACGGGUCAGCGUUGUCAAGUUUCAGCGUUUUAUCGCAUCGGAUGUUUUAAUCACAAAGCAAAUGUGAUACCCACACUGGUAGACCUGAGAAAAGAAGUGAAUCUCAAAGAUACUCAACCCACGAUUAUGAAAUGUGCAGAGCUAGCCCAAGAGAAAGGUUAUAAGUACUUUUCUGUCGGACUGAACGGAAUUUGCUUCUCUGGUCCAAAAGCUGGUGAAAGCUAUUUUACAAAAGGUGCUGCUCCUAACAAGAAAUGCGCUAAAGGCAUUGGCUCAAAAGCCUCUUCUGUCGUUUUUACGUUUGAGUCAGUUCCAUCUUACAAGUCUCUCGGUUGCUACGUUGCCUCGGCUAAGAAGAGACCAAAACCUUUGCGAAUAAGAUACAUCAACUUCCGCAAUCAAAAGAACAAACAGAACGGAGUGACUGUUGAUCAGUGCGCCCGCGUAGCAAAGGCCAAGGGUUACGCAUAUUUCGCUGUGCAGAACACGGCAGAAUGUUGGUCUGAUGUGAAUGCUAGGGACACCUACGAUGACCUUGGUCCUUCUCAAAAAUGCAAGGGAGGAAUAGGGUUGAAAGGAGCGAACAUGGUGUAUCAGUUGAAUGAAUAGCUGGCGCUAAUUUGAUAAGUGGACGGACUUGAUGUCUCUGGUAGCUUCAACGAACCGUUCGACGGAGAAAUUUCUCUUAUAACCUUUUAUUUAACAAUAAUUCUGCAAAAUAGUGUGCCUACUUAAAUUUUGGUAUCUGUUUGAGUAAUUUUCACGUAGUUUUAAGACAGAAAGGGAAGAGAAUAUUAAAUUGAAUGAUUUGUAAUCAAACAAACUGCUAAUGAAAAUACGCAAUAAAAUAAAUUUUCAACCUA
Messenger RNA from Pocillopora damicornis (cauliflower coral), 3514 nucleotides. Its product is annotated as A disintegrin and metalloproteinase with thrombospondin motifs 6. Gene Ontology annotation, molecular function: calcium ion binding; metalloendopeptidase activity. Gene Ontology annotation, biological process: proteolysis; extracellular matrix organization. The record is from RefSeq and is a predicted model, not a curated record. Gene Ontology annotation, cellular component: extracellular matrix. NCBI's taxonomy places the organism in Eukaryota, Metazoa, Cnidaria, Anthozoa, Scleractinia, Pocilloporidae.